Messenger RNA from Schizophyllum commune H4-8, 258 nucleotides. Its product is annotated as cytochrome P450. The annotation marks the transcript as partial. The transcript has 2 exons. Gene Ontology annotation, molecular function: monooxygenase activity; oxidoreductase activity, acting on paired donors, with incorporation or reduction of molecular oxygen; heme binding. NCBI's taxonomy places the organism in Eukaryota, Fungi, Basidiomycota, Agaricomycetes, Agaricales, Schizophyllaceae. The record is from RefSeq and is a predicted model, not a curated record.
ACGGUGUCGAUGAUCGAGUCCUUCUUCCUCGCGAUGGUGGCCUUCCUGGACGUACUGCAAAGGGCGCGAGAGGAGAUCGACAGAGUAGUUGGUGCAACACGGCUGCAUGACUUUGGCGAUCGCGAUGCCCUACCUUAUGUCUCGGCCCUCGUCAGGGAGUUGUCGAGAUGGGCUCCCGUUGCGCCUCUAGGCUUGCCACAUAUGACCAACGAAGACGAUGUAUAUAACGGGUGCUUCUCUAGUCACGACGACCUUUAG